ACUAGUUCUCUGUCACAACCUACGUCUUUAAUCAAUAACGAUUUUGGCGGAUUUUGGAAGUUGGUUAUAGCUUGUAACAUUUCCAGACCGCAGAGGAAUGAUUCCAAAGGAGCUCGCAAAUAGAAAAAUGGAAACAAUAAUCUUUGAAUGAUAAUUCAAUUCUGACGGACACGCUAGCCAUACUUGGAGCAAGUUCAGGCAAACCUCGCAUUAUUCAGUCUCUCGUGAAAUAGCCAGGAAUUAAAGAGAGCGUCUCAUAAUUUCAACUACUGGAGAGACAUUAUACAAGCAGUUUAUUCGGCAAAAGGUACCGGUUUUUCUUUGAAUAUUGUUUUAAAUUGUAAUUUAGCGUCACUAAAUAUGAUACGGUAAUUAGUAGAAUGGUUUUGCUUUUGAAGUCGUUGUUUUCAGCUUCACUGCAGUUUACAAUAGUUUAUGCAAUCAUCUUGCACUUCCCCUUUUCAUAAUCUCUGGAAAAAAACUUUCAAAUUCGCAACAAAGGAACAAAUGCUGUGAUCUGGCGUUAUUCUUGUUACAAAAUAGUAAUUUCUCUAAGGGAUUAGUAUUGUUCUAUUCAUUGGCUCUCAAUGUCUGGGAGUUUAGCAACCACAUAGAUCUCUUGUGGAAUGCGCUCUCCCAGCACGAAGUGCUUUUAAUAACAUUCGAUCACUGAAAGAGUAUCAUAAAAGGGCAUAGAACAUUGUCAGCGAAGUAAAGGAAAUAAAGCAUUAUCGCUGGCAAGGUUCAAGUAGAAUUUGGCUUGUACUAUUAAAUUUCAGGGGGAAGCCGCAGUAAGAAAAAGCCCUUCGGUUAUCGUGAGAUGUUAAGUUCCGUUUAGCAGCAUAAAUUAGCUGACAGUCGACAACGAAGGCUUCGCCUUUCUUAAAAAAAUAUCAAGAAACAUUGUAUUCAUGCAGGGCAGCUAAGAAUAAAAAAACCGUUCAAAUACGAAAAUUCAUAACUGAUAUAUUCAAUUCAAUCAACAAAAACAAGUUUCCCAAAAAAUAUUUCUGAUAGAAAAAAGUUAGAGUUUCAUUUAACUUUAAACAAAAAAAGAGAUACAACCUGUAGUUGGCAACCUUGAAAAUCCUGACUUUUAAAAUUUGUCUUUUAAUAUUUUAAAGUAUUUUACAGCCUCUGUUCACUAGUACGUUUUAUAGGAUAUGUUAUCCAGCCAGUUAGCCAGUUUACGGGAGACAGUUUUCUUAUUCCUUUGUUAGAAAUGACAUUCGAUAAUCAUACCAUUUAAUUAGCUGGACCCCUUCUGAGUAUUCGACGGUAAGUUCGGCUCACUAGCAAUUAUAGACCUGUCUUAUUCCUAUUUUUUGCUAUUUAGUUUUUUGUUUUUUGUUUUUUGGUUUUUUUUUUUAAGUUCGGCUCACUAGCAAUUAUAGACCUGUCUUAUUCCUAUUUUUUGCUAUUUAGUUGGCAAACUGACUCCAGGCACGCCAGGAUAAUUCGGGGAGUGAAACGAAACAGCAAAGCAAAUUAAGACUAACAAAAUGCUUUGGAAAGAUAACUUGAAACUUCUAAUUCAUUUUUUUGUUAUAAAUUUACGUUAAAUUUUCUUGAUGUAUAUAAAUGUCGAUUACAUCUAGCACUUGACCUUACAGACGAGGACCGUUUCCUUGGGAGAAUCCAAGAUCAGAUCAUUGAUGUCGGCUUCUCUAAAUUUUGCUACAACGUAAGACACGAAAAACCCGAAAAUGGAUUGUUAAGCGUGCCAGCAAUUAAUAUUGGACGACCCCCUGAACCGCGAGAAGAUCGACGGAAGACAAGCGGGUAUCGCUUAUAAUGGCCAUAUGUACUUGCUUCGGAACCGUACUCAAAGAAACACAGGAACCGUGAAUCCUGAAUAACCGGAUGAAUUCACUAGUAUGCAUUUUUUAGUUUCAAAUUCCUUUUUAGACUUCAGUAAAGAAACUUGACGUCAAUUAAAUUCCGCGCUCGGCGCGCGUAAUUCAUCAAUAGUUCACCCCACGUGGAACACGAUGUUUUAUAUAAAAAUAUAUGGUACUGGGAUCCUACAGAGAGUUUCAAGGUCUCCCUCGACAAAAAAAGCCGUCUAGACUUCUUGUUACCUUAAGACAAGAUAUUAGGUUCUUCUCCUGAGUUCAGCUGUUGAGUGUAAUGACAAAGUGAGCACAGAUACAGGGGAAGCAAAUACAAAGUCCACUUUUUUUAAAAAAAAGAUGAUGUAUGGUUUUAUUCGGUAAAGUGACAGAGGGUUUUUUACCUAUUGAAUGUGGUACACGUAGCUAUCCCAGCUUUGAUUAUAUUCAGUUGUUACAUUAACGUAUGUCAUUCGUAAGUCAUAAGACAGCAUUCUCUUGAAGUUCCGUUAAAAAUUCGGUCGUGGAAAGCAACGUCUCCACACUAAAAAUUUGCGCUUAACGAAAAGCAGUUUCAGAAUGACGCAUUAUAACUUGAAAUUUUCCUUUGAAAAAUUCUGUUCCGCUGGUUUAAUAUACAAAACAUGUCUUGUCAUGAUUAAAAGUGCGCGCAUUGGUCAUUAAUAAAGAAUGCUUUCUGUCCAUUACUGCACAUGCGCAGAGGGGGUAUAAAUUUGGCGCGCGUGGACGGCGGUCAGGCAGGUGCAGGGGAGCGGGCGCGUGAGUGCGCCUUCAAAGUUAGAGACUCGUCGUGAGAUAGAACACGAUACCAUUCUUACGAACGCAGCUAGAAACCUUUCACAGGUAAGAACUCUAUCAAACUAAAGCGAACUUUACAUGUUAACUUGCGUUUCAGCUAGUUCUUGUUUUCAAGUUGUAUUCCGCUAAAGUGGAAGUGAACUACGUAAUCCUGUUUACAAACUGGAUAAAAUGCUCACGUUAGAUUUAGAGUGUACCAUGCUGGCACGUAUUGUUCACCACAUUAAAGCUGGACAAACAGUUGUUGUUCGGACUAGACUUGAAUUGGACAACACCUUUCGAUAAAUAAAUAUAUUGCUCGUUCAUUUUAAAGCUCAAAUGAAGCUUUUUCUUGCGUUUAGUUUGUAAAAUAACUGUGUGACAACGAAUACGAGCUAUUAUAAACACUCGAGGAACUGCGGUGUCAACAUUCAGCAAAAAAGUUGAGCUCGCAUCAGCUAGCAGCCUAUCAUUACACUUACUAUACUUUGCAGAGUUUUUAUAAAUUUCUGUCUUUACAGUCGUUUGAAUGCCGAAGGUCUCUAAUUUUUCUUGUUUAUCGAAAGUUAAUAUGAUAAACUCAGUGAGGAUGCAAAUUACGCGCUUUGAUUCAGGCCCGGAGUCAAUGACAAAGGCGAAAGUGUUAUACGACAAGCUCAGAGCACUUGGUAACACGAAUUGAAAUAUUUACAUAACAUAAGUACCUAUUUAUUUACAGGUUUUCUUUUCUUAGGAAAGACUCCAAGUCAAAAUGCUGAAAGUUUUUGAAUCGGGACAAAAGCGGAGUGAAGUUAGAAAAAACAACGUAACCAAAACCACUUGGGAAUUUACCCGACAAGACUUAAACUUCUUGCUUUUUGGAUAUUUUACUUCAAAGGAUGAGUAUGUCGGAGUUGGCCAGGAUCUACAAGGUAAUAUUUGUUUAGAUAACCUAUCUGUCUCUUUCAAGUUUGAUUUUGUUUACCUAGUACGUGCUGUUUUUGAGGGAUUAUUGCAAUUCUAAAAAAGUCCAUUGUAGGAAAGCUUUGCCUAUAGUUAGGUUACAUGUUGUAUGCUUUGUCGUUAAUUGUGUUGAUUUUCUUUUGUUUUUUAUGUUGUAAUUAUUGCCACGACUUACGCUUUGCUUAGCGACACACAAUAGUUAAUCAGUGACUUACAUCGAAAAACAUAAAGGCGCAAGGAAGCAUAACGAACCGAUUGUAAACGCGAGACCUUCUAUGGAAAUUUUUGGCGUACUUGUUCUCCCCCGGGAAACUGUCAUUAAGUCUUAUGCCCUCUUAAAAGGAAACAUUCUGUUGUAAAAGCCUUGUUGCUUGGGAGCUGAAAUUGGAUAAGUUAAUACAAUUGCUGUAAAUUGAAUAGCAAGAAGCGAAAGCUUUCAAGAAAGAUUGAAAGCGUUUAAAUAUAUUGCUGUACAUUUGCAGCGCAAAUACCAUUCACUCUCUUUGACUUUGAUUGAAAAAUAACCUGUGCACUGAGGGUGUAAUAAUUUAGUGUGUUUUUCCCGGCUUUUGUUAAGUUCUGUCUGGUUCUUUAACCAGCGAAAACGCCCCCCACAGUAGGGAAAUAAAUUGAAAAUAUUUUUUAACUGUGUUAUUUUUGAGGAUAAGACCAUUCAGCAAAAACUUAAUUAUAAGAAAACUGCGCGAUCAAGGACGUGACUUGUGGGAGUUACAGAAGUGGCUUUGCGUAUUCCAUUUUUUUAUUAUACGUAUUGAAACUGAAGGUUCCGGAAACUUGCAUUUCAUUGUUAUGAUUAGCUCAUUUGUGAAAGCUUAUGCUUCUAUUGAAAGUAAAAUGGAGUCUCGAUUUUAAUUUCAUCGCGCAUUUUUGAAAAACCGGAAAACUCAACAUCAACAGCCUUUUUUAAAACCAUUGACAAAUGACCUGCUAAAACUGAGCAAACGUGAAUUUUGUAACCUGAUCAAGAACGUUAUGUACUUACUAAUUACCUGAGAACAACGUUAAAAGCUUUAGCGUUUUCUAAUAAGUAAAUUGCAUUUUCUUUUUUUUGGUGCACAAACUUCCCCAAUUAAUUUUUCUUAUAAUAUACAGGAAAACCGGCCACAUAUUCCCAAACCACUGACCAUCAGUAGUCAUAGUAAAGUUCUACAAAUGUUUCAUGGAAGGUUUCAUGUUCUCGUUUUUGUCUCAGUAUAGUCAUUUCAAAACUUUACUUUUCUUUGGUUGUAUUUCUUUUGUGUCUUUCCCUUUGAAAUGAAAAAAAAACAACAACAACAAAACCUAAAAAAAAGAUCGGGUUUUUAAUAUUGGCUAGCGUUUUUUGGAAUAUAAACUAGAAAAAAUUAAUUAAGUCAUCCGCUGGAAAAUUGUCUUCCCAGUUAACUUGGCUAUCUUCUGGUAUCGCUGUGUCAAUAUAACCGUUUAGUCUGGCUUUACAACUGUUGUAAAUAAUAGUCUGUUAUAAAAUAAGCUUUAUAAGACGUGUUUUUAAUCAAGUCAAGAUUUUUUUAAAACUGACUGGCGGAUUUUUCUAGUGACCAAGCUGCGUUUUUUUAGCGCGCUAGUGGCAAGAGACAUCGCGCGGUGAAGACGAUCCACUUCGUGCAGUCCGGGGAUAAAGGGCACGUGAGUUUCGCCAUAUUCUUUUAGUGCUCCAUCAAAGUUUCAAUUUUUUUCAUAAUUAUUCGAUUUAGCAUAAUGGCAGGUAAUUCAAUUUUAACAUGGCUUUGAACUCAGGUCACGAAUUCCAUGCAAGCUGGCGUGAAGCUCAUAAACUAACUUUACGAGAAAAUAUACUUUGGGUUAGAUAGAACCCAUCUUGAGUCUUUUUUUGUUCCAGUAUCAGAAACGAGCCACUCAACGGUGUAGACGCGCUUUUAAUCUUUAGAAUGAAAAGAAGACCAUCAGUAUUCCAGACGUGUGCGUGUAUAUUUUGAUCCAUUAAUAUGAUCUCAACAUGCGAGCCAAAUGAAACUUAGAGGAAAAAGUCAUUAGAAUAAUGAUAAAAAUAAAACGAAUUUGAAUAAUAACCUGAAGAAAAGUCUUCGAAUGAAUAUAAACUCAAUGCACCAUCGCAGUUUUUUUACUGGGCGAUGUUAUUGCCGACGCUACAUAUACACGUAGAAGGAUACUUCGCAUUUUCGUCUCAAAAAUUCAAAAAACCUUAAUUAAAGAGGCCGAAUUACUUUUCUGUGUUAUGUACUUUUUAUAAACUUACUAGCAAACCGGCGAAAUGAUUUCAAUACGUACUCUCAAGUGUAUAGGUUUUGUGGAUUGUCAGUUGUUUUCAUCAUCACAUUAAAGCAUAUCGCAUGCGACGGGGUUAUUCCGUGUAAAUUGGUUUCUAAAUGACGUUAAAUGAAUCCCAAAAAGUGUUGUGACCUAGUUGGGGGAGCAUCUCUGUCUCACAAUCGAUUGCGAAAUUUUGGGAGUGUUGAGUGUUACGCUUACUUUCGACAAGAGUAGACCCCACGAGCUAUAGACUAUAGACCUUGUCACGGUUUUCGACGCCAUCUUGACGAGUAGGCAAACGCGUGAGAAAUUACAGUGAUUGUAUGAGAAUCUAAUGUUGAAUAAUUUCCGUAGAACGGCUGUUCUGAAAAAAUUAUGAUUUGUAAACUAAAGUUUCACUCCUAAGGAUUCUCCUGAAAAAAUUUGAGGGUGUUACAUGCAGUAGAAGACCUAGAACCACUUAUUAAAAUUUUCUAUACAUUUGUCGGUAAGAAAGUCCCGGGAAAAUUACAGACAAGUAUAUGGAAAAUUUAAAGCAAGCCUGUGGAGAAAUUUAAGCACAGGUACGCCCCCAAAUACUUUUAAGACAAUCCUUUGCUUUGUAGCUUUAGUUUACAAUUGAUAUUUUGUUCAUACAAAGACUGUAAUUUCUCACACGUUUGCCUACUCGCCAAGAUGGCGUCGAAAACCGUGAUAGGGUCUUUUCAAGUCAGGUUAGACAGAUUAGAAACCUUGAGACGAACGUAAACGCGAUGGGUCAUAGUACGGUUUGGGAGAGUUUCAAGCAAAGCACCAACUGACAUGACGAAUCUUCAUAGCCAAUAACAUCACGGCUUAACUGACAGACGACCAAUAACAUCGCGACGUAAUUGACCAAUCAGGUCAAUAACCAGAGUAUAAUACCAUCAACUGACGUGAUACAACUCACUUUGACUCUGAAGAUGACUACCGUACAGGUUGUCGAAACGCCAGUCACUGUCAACAACAGCAGUCCUACUCAGGACUACGUUCACUCGGACGAUCAAACUCACCCUACCAUGUUUUGAAAUGACUCCUGGAUUCAUACCUUUCACAGUUUCGUGCAUUACAACAUUUGCAACCAGUGUUUCGACCCCAUAUCUACAACUGGGAGUCAUUGGCAUUUAAAAAUGGCUAAAAUUUCGUUACAGAAUGGCAGUUAUUAUUAAAUUUCUUUCUGUGUUUAACAGUCUGUCUUUUUAAAAAAACUAACAAGACUCGUACGAGCGAACACCUAGCUCAUAUUUCAGUCCUAAUUUUCUUAACAGACUAACAUGUACGCUAUCUUUUAUACCAGAUGGAACUUCAAAGGACUGCUAUCCAAAUGUGCGGUUUGUCUGCGGGCCUGCUGUACCCUUCAAGUUAGAGAUGCCGUCCAAUGUGCCAAAGGAGCUGCAACUCAUCGGUGCAACACUCCACUCAGGAACCCAUUACGCUGUACUUUGCCGUCAAUCAUCCAUCACCAAGGGAACGCGGUACGGUCCUUACAACGGCUUGGUAGUGCAACCAUCAGAAGUAAGGAACAGAGAAGACACUGCCUUUAUGUGGGAGGUAAAUCACUUUAAUUUCAAAAGCUAGUUCUCUCACUAGACCGCGUAACCUGCGUGGCAGGCGCUGGUUAGGUUUUUAAUUUUGGUCAGGUUUCUUUUAGCGAGUGAGGGGAAAACACGCGAAGACAGAAAGCUCGCGCGUGUGUCCACGAAAUUUCUUCCCUCUUUAACAAAACUGGCGCCUGCUACGCAGGAUAUAUACUGCGCGCCAGAGUCCAUUGCCUCUCACGAGGAGAGGGUCAUUCCCAUGCAUCGUGUCUUUGAGUGCCACACACUCAAGUGUUUCACUCGCCCACCUGUCUCUAAGAAGGACUAUUGCAGUCUACACGUUUGGGCGCAAAACGCACGCCAAACUGGUUUGGAGACUCGGCCAAAUUCAUUCACUAAAAGAUUAAGCGAACUGUUUUUUGAUUGUUAUUAUGUAGGAUCGCAAGUACACCUUCUUUUCAUUGUCUAUUCAUGUAAGGUCAUACAGAAAGUAGAAAGAUCAGUCUCUUAUUUAACCACUAAUAAUAAACGUUCAAGAAGAGCAACUGAACUGGACUUUCAUUUCGAGAAUCAUUUAAAAUGUAGUUCUUAAUUCUAAGGAUUACAAUCAUGUGAAAAUUGUGGCUAUCAGUGGUGUACAAGGUUACUAAGCAGUACUUUCAUAUGGUGCCUUUUAUUGUCCGCAAAUGGGAGCUCAACAUUUGCGUCACUUGUUCUUCUCUAGUAGUUCACAAAGGAUAUCGGCUAAUUUUCAAACUGAGCCCCUUGUGUAGGAUUUUAGAAAACGAAUUUUUGAAUUUUGAUGAGAAAGAAUGGAAUUAAACCAACGGAAAUUGCCAGGUCCGGUUCCUCGAAAGAUUUUAAGCAAGGUUUUAUUGUCUAAGAACAUUCAUGUAACUCAUGCUUACAAAAUACACUUGAGCCUUAACUCUUUAUAGAUACAAUAAUGAUAACCCAAAAUGUUUCUCUAGGCAAAACAUAGGAAGGUAAAUACAAAAAGUAGAACAAAAUUAUAAUCCUGGAUUAGCGCUAAUCGGCCUUUCAGGAACCAGGUCCUGGACCAUAACAAAUACUCGAAAAUUCACCAUAUAAACUAUGACUAUCUUCAAAAUUCUUCUCAUGAUUUCGCCCCUUUGCGCUUUAAAGGUGUUCAAGGAAGAUGGUCUCAGUCACUACAUUGAUGGUCAAAGCGAACCUGACAACUGGAUGAAAUUCGUUAACUGCGCCAGACACAUUAACGAACAGAAUGUUGCGCUAGUUCAAGAUGGGGAUCAGCUGUAUUACGAGUGUUGUAGGGAUAUUUUCAGAGGGGAGGAGUUGUUGGUGUGGUAUGGAAACUCUUUUACUUUAUCCAUGGGAAUUCCGGUUGGUUUAAAUGUUGAUGAUAUCAAAGAAGAAGUGACACCUGAUCCGGAGUUCACAGGUAAAAUGACCUAGUGUGUGCGUAUUUCUUUCCUAUCUUUUUAAUAUAUAUUUUAAAGGAAUGAUUAAAAAGACGCAAAAAAAAUAAAAAUUAAACGAAGGAUAAAUUAGAGCCACAAUUCUAUAAAAUUAUCCACUCUGGACAUAUCGCUUUCGUCCGAAAAUAUCCGUACACGAGAUCAUUAACAGCGCUCAUUUGUGAGGUUUUCGAACUUGCUGCAACCUCGGACAAAACUGUUGGGACAGUUUCAAUCUAUUUUAUAACUUUAGGGCCAUACUACCAUCCCUCUGAACAGUAAAACUAAAAUCCCUUCCCACCCUCUAUUCAAAGUUGUUUGGGCGGGUCUACAAACCUUCGUGUUAAGAAUUCUCGUGUUUUCCUAAACAACAUUGGAUUAUAAAGGGGAGGGGAAAAAACAAGCAUUCAUUUGGCGACAGGUGCCAUUUUGCCAGGAAUGACAAGAAAAAAAAUUGGUGCUUUUGCGGUUUUGUACGAGGUUGUAUCGUUCACCGUCUUGGGAGUUCACGCAGGAUUAUUUUUCAACUAAUGUUCCAAACUUAUUUGUUUCUUCCGCCUUUUUAGGGUCGUCAGGAGAGUUCAAGUGUGAACGGUGUGGUAAGGUGUUUGCCUAUAAAUACUACCGAGACCGUCACCUGAAAUACACGCGCUGCAUUGAUACAGGAGACAGGAAGUUUCCAUGCAGCGUAUGUAACCGCUCCUUUGACAAGCGGGAUCGUCUACGCAUUCACGUGCUUCAUGUCCACGAGAAGCACCGUCCUCAUGAAUGCACGGUUUGCGGGAAGCGUUUUUCUCAGUCUUCCAGUCUUAACAAGCAUAUGAGAGUACAUAGUGGCGAAAGACCGUAUAAAUGUCCUCACUGCGUUAAAGCCUUCACGGCGUCUUCCAUUCUGCGUACCCACAUUCGUCAACAUAGUGGGGAAAAGCCAUUCAAGUGCAAGCAUUGUGAGCGUGCGUUCGCCUCGCACGCCGCACAUGAUAGUCACGUGCGACGCACGCAUACGAAAGAGAAGCCAUGCGUGUGCGAGUACUGCGGAAAGGCUUUUGCGCAGUCAUACGAACUGAAGUUUCAUAUCAACAUGCACACUGGAGCCAAGCCUUACACCUGUGAGAAAUGCGGCAGAGCGUUUUCAAGCCCUUCAUCCCGUGACAGACACCGUGCUAAUUUUGACUGUAUGACGAGAAAGAACCGUGCACCUAAGGUGAUGCGCAAGAAUCCAUUAAAUGGUUCGCAAGUACUUGAAGCUAUAACUGCUUGA
Molecule: messenger RNA, 10081 nt
Organism: Porites lobata
Lineage: Eukaryota; Metazoa; Cnidaria; Anthozoa; Scleractinia; Poritidae
Source: the annotation of a GenBank genome assembly